Aspergillus tanneri is the source of this 657-nucleotide messenger RNA. RefSeq lists its product as uncharacterized. The transcript is spliced from 5 exons. The coding region runs from base 1 to 657 and encodes 218 amino acids. NCBI's taxonomy places the organism in Eukaryota, Fungi, Ascomycota, Eurotiomycetes, Eurotiales, Aspergillaceae. The record is from RefSeq and is a predicted model, not a curated record.
AUGGCGUUCGACUGCUACUGCGCCAUCUGUGGCGUCGGGUUCUCGGGAAUGCACAUCGAGCACCCGUCUCAGACUGCGUUGGAAAGGCGGAGAAAGUGGAUUGCGAAGCGAGCGAGUGCGUUGCAGGCAGGCAAGGAUAUCAGCCAAUUAUCGCAGGAAGAAGACGAGGCUCCAAUCCGAAGUUACGAUCCGCGCAUCGUUGACUUUGGGAAUAUCGAAUGGCUCUACAAGGCACAUUGUCUAGCGGUGGACGAGAAGCCCAAUGGGAUGGGGAAGGCAUUUAUUUCCGGUCCUGGAUAUUAUGCUGAUAUGGGAGAAUUAGUUGUCAAGGCUGGACCUGGUUCUGAGAGACCUCUACAUCGGGACGUCUAUUCAUGCUACUCCUACGGAAACGAAGCUGCCUCUGGGCCCGCACUUCCCUUCCACUGGUGUUGUUUCGAGAUCCUAACCCGGAUGCUCACGGGGUCGACUGACACCUCGAAUCUGAACCUCGAUGUCCUUUACAACAUUAUGAGUGCACUGAGUAACGCCUCCUCAUCUGCACUACAUCUCAGCUACGGAGACGACAUCCGUCACGCUCAGGGCCGAUACUGGGAGUGUAUUCCCGGCGCCGAGGCAAGCAAUCAUAUCGCCAAUGUCGCAAUCGAUCCACGCUGA